Molecule: messenger RNA, 1443 nt
Organism: Paracoccidioides brasiliensis Pb18
Exons: 4
Coding region: 1-1443 (480 amino acids)
Molecular function (GO): zinc ion binding; nucleic acid binding
Source: RefSeq, a predicted model, not a curated record
AUGAGAAUAGCAUACAUUGAAAACUGGACUGAUGGGGACACAGCACAUCACAUUGCACUCUGUAUGAAAGAGAACCACCCUGAGCAAUAUCAAACUGCAGAAGAGAUGUUUGAGCACCUCAAGUCAAUAUAUGAGGAUGCUAACAAGCUGCAAAAUGCCAAGGGUGAUUAUCACAAGCUGAUUAUGUGCAAUGAGGAUAAUUAUCAUGAAUUUGUCACAAAAUUUUUACAUCUGGCAGGGGAGGUCAAGAUUGCCAGAGGGGACUACAAGACAGACUUCAAUGACAAGCUGUCCUUUGACCUUCAGAAGAUGGUAGCAGUAGCCAAUGUGAUCACUGAUACAUAUGCUGAGUUUCAGAAAAUCUGUGUGCAGACAGCUCACACCCUUCAGACAAUCAAUGCCACCCAGAAAUCAAAGAGCUCAUGGGGAAAUGGGUCUAAUAUCUUCAAACAGAACACUCUGUGGACUGUCAACAGUCAAACACCCCUCAGCAUCUCUACAACAAAAUCCUCUACUGUGAAGGAGGCCUUGAGCUCUCAUUCAGAUAUUCAGUGCUACUACUGUAAGGAAAAAGGCCACAUUGCCAGAAACUGCCCUGCAAAGCAGAAGUUCCAGCAGAUGAUUGCUGAGCUCACAGAGAAUGAUGCCUCUGAGUCUUCAGCAGAUUCAGGAAAAGAGAAGUUUCAAGAACUCCCAUUCAAAUGCCGCAUGAAGGGAUACAAUGGUGCCCCCGGCAGGGUGAUAGACCACACAUUGACCCUAAACCUCUGGGUGGAUGGCCGGAGAUUUCAGAAUGUCCCUCUGCUGGUAACAGACCUAGGCCAGCACCCUGUCAUCCUGGGACAGAAGUGGUUGGCAGCACAGGAUAUAUGGCUUGAUGUUAAAAACCAAUUACUGAAGUGUCCAGACCCCAAGCCUGAGCAUCAGGCAGAUGUGGAACAAAGAGAGAUCAAGCUGGAUGAGGAGAUCAGACAGGAGCAUCAGGCUCAGCUCCACAGAUUGAAAGGGACCAGCUCAGUCAUGAUGCCUGAGAUGAGGCAGGGGCUGACCUGGGAGGAGACAGCACCACAGAUGAUGGAUAUGAACUUCAUUGAGGCUGCUUCCUUCCAUGAUUAUAUGAAGAACAAGAAGUCAACAGUCUUCAUAACCAGUCUGUAUGAAAUUGAUAAACAGCUUGAGGAGAAGCAGGGUUUAAAGAAUGUUGAUUUUAAAAUAGAGCUUCAGCCUGAUGUUGACCUCACCCAGGGCAUUGGACAUGCGCCUCUAUAUAAGAUGAAUCUAGAGGAACUAGAGGCAGUGAAGACCUACCUUGAAGCCAACCUAGCAAAGGGUUUCAUCACCCCAAGUUCAGCCCCCUACGCCUCCUCAAUCCUGAUUGCCUGUAGUGGGAAGAAGCUACAAUUCUGUGUUGACUUUCACAAGCUGAAUGCUAUAAUCAAAUGA